Molecule: messenger RNA, 1306 nt
Organism: Hylaeus anthracinus
Lineage: Eukaryota; Metazoa; Arthropoda; Insecta; Hymenoptera; Colletidae
Product: phenoloxidase-activating factor 2-like
Exons: 6
Coding region: 112-1140 (342 amino acids)
Biological process (GO): proteolysis
Molecular function (GO): serine-type endopeptidase activity
Source: RefSeq, a predicted model, not a curated record
UAAGAAUUGUCAUCCUUCCACUUGUACACUGAUCAGUCAAAAAGUUUAUAUUUCGAAGUUCCUAAGUCAUAACUAUAUCAAAGUAUUUAAAAGACUUGGAUUUCUUCAAUCAUGUCUUACAUACUAUUAGCGUUGUUCGUUUCCAGUAUUCUAUGGAACAGCGUCUCUACGCAGGACACCACUAUUAUUUUCGACGCCAACUCGACGAAUUCGUCAUCAAGUAUGAACGGCGGCAUGACAUGCACUUGCGUAGCAGUAGGUAAUUGUCCCUCUAGUACUACGAACAUCGAUAUUCGAAUCGUUAAUACAGAUUCUAAUUGCUCCGCCGGACAAGUGCGUUGCUGUACGCCUUCUUCUGGAGAUUUGGUUGAUCCUACUUGCGGAGUACGAAAAAUUCCAACGUCUUCGCAUCCCCAAGGUCAAGCAAGUUAUGGAGCAUAUCCUUGGCAAGCUGUCCUUUUGACGACGAGCAAUGUUUACGCAGGCUCUGGUGUACUAAUUACUCCGAAUCAUGUACUCACUGUUGCUCACAAAGUUGCAUCCUACACAAACGGUGGUCUCAAAAUAAGAUUAGGAGAAUGGAAUGGGCAAUCUACAAGCGAAAUGUAUCCAGUCAGAGAAUACACAGCUCGGAAAAUAUCUGUGCAUCCGAACUUCAAUUCAGUUAAUCUUCAAAAUGACGUAGCUGUAAUAACGUUAAGCGGCACAGUUCCCGUUUCAAGCAGUCCCAAUAUUAACACCGUGUGUUUUCCGUCAGCGGUGCCUGCAGCUGGUACAAGAUGCUGGGUAUCAGGCUGGGGAAAGGAUGCAUUUGGUACAAAUGGAAGAUACCAAAGUACAAUGAAAGAAGUAGAUGUACCUCUUGUGGAUGAAGCAACUUGUGAAACAGCCCUUCGACAAACAAGACUUGGACAAUAUUUUAGUCUCAGUAAAAGUAGUUUCCUAUGUGCAGGUGGUGAAGCUGGAAAAGAUGCAUGCACGGGGGAUGGUGGCUCACCACUGGUAUGUCAAACUGGAAAUGCACAGUGGCAGGUUGUUGGAAUGGUAGCAUGGGGUAUUGGCUGUGCUACUAAUAAUGUUCCUGGCGUAUAUGUGAAUGUAUAUAAUUAUAUUCCUUGGAUUAUACAACAAAUUAGUUAAAUGAUAUGAUUACAUUACAAAAACAAAAUACUGAGCAUGAUUAAUGUACAAUUAAUUUAUUCCGAAUACUACCAAAAAUGUAUUCUUUAUAUUUAGAUAUUUAAAUUGUUUACUAUUGUAAAUUAAAAGAUAUCAAGUUUAGUAAAAUUGAUGUUAUUUUGUUUUA